ACCCUCUCAUCUUCACAGGCCUUCUCAGAUGCCUUCAUCCUCCUCCCUCACUGGUGUCCAUGUUCUGGAUAUUUUCAGAUAUUUUCACACUCUGCCCAGCCAUAGUUGCUGUUUGACUAAUCACCAUUAAUUCACAUACCAUUUCCACUCACAAGGUCACCUGCUUCAUCCCCAGAGUCACGUCUGCAUCCUUUCCCUAGAACAUUUCAUGCAAAUUACUGACACUCUUCUCGUACAGAGAGGCUUGGAUAUGAAGAGGAUAUUUUUGGUGCUGAGCCCUCAACUGAGACAUGGUAAACUGCUGGCUGCAUGAGUAAAUGUAAAUUCUCUCUUGUCCUCUCCUGCAGCAUCCUCAUGCAAAGGAGACUCUUCCUCUACAACUUCAGGAACCUGCGCAAGGCCAAGGGCCGGCGUGAAACCUACCUCUGCUAUGUGGUGAAGCGCCGGGACAGUGCCACCUCGUGCUCCCUGGACUUCGGAUACCUGCGCAACCAGAUGGGCUGCCAUGUGGAGGUGCUCUUCCUGCGCUACAUCGCGGCCUGGGACCUGGACCCGGGACGCUGCUACCGAAUCACCUGGUUCACCUCCUGGAGCCCCUGCUACGACUGCGCCCAGCACAUCGCCAGCUUCCUGCGCUCCUACCCCAACCUGACCCUCCGCAUCUUCAUGGCCCGCCUCUACUUCUGCGAGGACCGCAAGGCUGAGCCCGAGGGGCUGAGGCGCCUGCACAAGGCGGGGGCACAGAUUGCCAUCAUGACCUUCAAAGAUUACUUCUACUGCUGGAACACAUUUGUGGAGAACAGGGAACAGGCAUUCAAAGGCUGGGAAGGGCUGCAUGAAAACUCUGUCCAUCUUGCCAGGAAACUUCGACGAAUCCUCCUGCCGCUGUAUGAAGUAGAUGAUUUACGAGAUGCCUUUAAAAUUCUGGGACUUUGAAGUGAAAGUCAUCAGCAAUCAGAAGACUUCGCAAGCACUUGUUCUUUCAUUUCCAACUCUCUCCCUUACAACAGAUCUUUCUCCUCUUCCCUCCUUACAUCUCUCUCCCUUCCAGCCCUGUGUCUAGGGAUGAGACUAUCCUUACUUUUUAUUUCCAAGGAGAAUUAGGCUGAUCUUGUGAAGAUACCUUCCCCAGGCUCACACCUUAUCCAUUGCUAACUGGGAAUAGCCAGGACUGCAGUGACAUUGCCAGAGAAUGAUUUGCCCCCCCUCAGACCCUGCAGAGCUAAUCCAGGUGAUCCACUAAAUGGAGCUCUGGGUUUAGCCUUGCCCAGGUGGGAGCAGACAGCCUGCAGAGCUGUUUGUGCAACUGUGUUCUCACUGGCACUGCACUGACCUGCACAUUUCAUGAAGGCUUCAGGGAGCACAUUUUUUGGCUCUUAGAGCUGCACUGCACUCAGCUGCUCUGUGUCCUCCCCUGUGAAAUGGUUUAUUUGUCCUUCUGGAUGUUGGUAGGAACUGAAAACCAUCACGACUGAAGUGGUACAGCCUAUGCAUUAACAGCAAAGUUGGCCAGCCCCUGAAAAGCUCAGUUGAGAGUGUUGAAGUGAGUCCUUCACAGCCCAGGUAGCUCAGCUUGAAAACCUCACGUGAAGCCAGCAGGUCUGUCGGAGUGGAUUGUGUGCAGAGCACCACAGCUCUCGCUGUGUGGGGUGCUCCUCAUCCUCUGAGCAUUUCCCCCUAGACCAGGCAUGCAAUGUGCUCCCUCCCCAGCCAGCUGCCUCUGCUGGAGGCACCUUUACAGUCCCACAGUCUUCUGUUUUUCCAAGACUUUUACUACCCUUAAUAUGGCCAGCAAUGUCCAGUUGGUGACUGUAUUGAGAGCUGCCCAGAAAAAAAUCCUAGCAUAUGCAAAGCUCUACGACCUGUAAAUAGGUAUUUUCUGUAGGGGCCAAAAUCCAGCCAUCCUCCUGCCUGGCAAUCACUCCGUCCACUAGGGCACCCCAUUAGCUCCUGAUCUGGUGGACACAGACUUUACAAGCUGAAGAUACAGGUUCAUAGCACAUGCCUGCUCACCACCACCUUCCCACCACCUAAAUUACAGCUGGAUUGCUCUCUCCAGUCUAACCUCUUGAGGCUUGGACAAGGCUAAGUGUGUCCCACACCCUGGGUGUGCUCUGUCAUUUCCUUCAUGAUGGCUGCAAGUUCUCUGCGCCAUCUUCUUUCUGGAUGAGGCUGGAGGCUCCUCAGAACACCUCCCCUGGUGCUAGGCCAGCUCAGCAGGACAGCAGAAAGCUCUGCUCCUGCAGCACCUCCUCCUGCUAGCAGAGAUCACAACCAGGUGCAUCACAAGCUUCCUACAACUUCAGGCUCCCAAGGCACUCUCAGCUUGGGGAAUUUUGACCAGGAAUAGCAAUGACAGUCCUUUGCAAAGCAUUAAUUUGCAAGCAUGGUGUUGUAUAUUUGUUCCAUAUGGUGCAUAUUAUUUAUAUGAAUAAAGGUCUU
Molecule: messenger RNA, 2442 nt
Organism: Passer domesticus (house sparrow)
Lineage: Eukaryota; Metazoa; Chordata; Aves; Passeriformes; Passeridae
Gene: AICDA
Product: activation induced cytidine deaminase
Exons: 4
Coding region: 310-936 (208 amino acids)
Biological process (GO): cytidine to uridine editing; DNA cytosine deamination; negative regulation of single stranded viral RNA replication via double stranded DNA intermediate
Cellular component (GO): nucleus; P-body; cytoplasm
Molecular function (GO): RNA binding; cytidine deaminase activity; zinc ion binding
Source: RefSeq, a predicted model, not a curated record